GCUCUUCUGCAAAUUGCAAGCUGAUUUAUUUAACAUCCGCCCCCCCACACGCACGCACUUUGUAGACGUUGCGAUCCUCCGCGUGUCGCAGUCCGACGGCACUGCAGCCGAGCUGGCUCCCCUGCCCGUGCGCGUAGCCCGCAGCUUUAAUUUCUAUCAGCGGGAACGGGAGGCCUAGUCCCGUGUCAGGAAGCAGCUGUAAGGGAAGGCCAUCAGCAGCCGCGAAAGCCUCAGAGACAACACCAUGGGCGGCAGUCUGUGGCCUGUCGCUUUUGCCUUUCUGUAACGGUGUCUCUUUCCUCCUGCAAAGCCAGGAUGGAAGGGCAGAACUGAGUUACGAUCGUCCCCGAUAAGAGAAAAAUAGCUUCAGAGAUGGAGGCAGAAUUCUCGGCCCUCGGUCUCCGCAGGGUCAUUGUAGAGCUGGAUGUGAAGCCAGAAAUCAAAAUGGAGGGGCCGGAGCCUGAACCCGAGCGAGGGCUGCAGAAAACGGCGGUGCAAGCCGAGAUGGCUCCUCGCGAAUUAGCAGCAGCAGCACCACAGUGCAUUAAGCAGGAAGCAGAGGAAGGCCCUUCAUCUGAGCAGUGGGAAAUGCAGUGGCCAGUCCUGCAUCUACCCCAGUCCUCUCCAUUAGGACUGGGGAAUCUACAGCUGCAGGAGAGCAUGCUAAGGGACGAUGCAAAGCAUGCACUGGCUGGUUUUGAAGGGGCGGCGGCCGCCAGCCACUGGGGGAAAGGAGAGGACAUGCUCAGGCUGGGGCUGAGCAGAACAGCAGCCCAGGGGGCACACGACCUGAAUGACGCAAGCGAGCCUGGUGAGGAGCGGCCAAGAGAGGCCAAGGCGGUGGAUCCUGCCAGCUCCGAGCGCCAGCGCCAGCACUUCCGGCAGUUUGGCUACCAGGAAGCCGAGGGGCCGUGGGAGGCGUACUGCCAGCUACGGAAAUUUUGCCACCAGUGGCUGAUGCCCGAACAGCACACCAAAGAAGAGAUCCUGGAGCUGGUGAUCCUGGAGCAAUUCUUGUCCAUCCUGCCUCAGGAGAUGCUGACCUGGAUCAGGGAACGCGACUCGGAGAGCUGCUUCCACGCUGUCGCUCUCGCCGAGCAUUUUCUCCUCAGGCAGCGAGAGGCUGAGCGACAAGACCAGCAGGUGCCAGGGAUGAAACAGGAGGCAGCUGUGAAUUUUUCAGCAGGAGAAGGUGCUUCACUGGAUUUGGCUCUCAGGCAGCUGUACAGGGAGGUCAAGCAAGAAGAGGAAGGCGGUGCCAGUGAGUUAGCAGGUGAUGGAAGGCAGAGUGAGAAUAAUGGAAUGCCAUUGGAAAGACAAGACAGUCAGGGCUUGGAAGAAACCAUUGGAGAACGAGCCCAUCCAGAGCGACUUCAGGGCCAUCAAACAGAAGAGCAUCAGCGUGAGUCCACUGCCUCUCAGGGUACAGGCCUCUGUGAAACAGCAGUCCAACAAACAACUCAGAAAGGAAAAAGACCAAGUGAUAAACUGUUCCAUGACCUCAGUAGGCAUCAGAGAAGCCACACAGGAGAGGAACUUUAUGAAUGCUCAGAUUGUGGGAAAGUGUUUAUUUCUAGAGCUGGCUUUAUCAUGCAUAUAAGAGUACAUGGCCGAGAAAAGCCGUAUGAAUGCACAGAUUGUGGCAAGCACUUCAGGAGAAGCUCACACCUCAAUAGCCAUAGCAAAAUCCAUGCAGGAGUGAAGCCAUUUAAAUGCUUGGACUGUGGAAAAGGAUUCAGCCGGAGCUCAAACCUUAUCUCACAUCAGAGAAUGCACACGGGAGAGAAACCUUACUCUUGUUCAUCCUGUAGCAAGCAGUUUUGUGACAAAUCGAGCCUGGUUCGACAUGAGAGGCUUCAUACAGGAGAUAAGCCAUACAAGUGCACCGAAUGUGGAAAAAGUUUCAGCCAGAGCCACCACCUCAUUACACAUCAGAGAAGCCACACAGGUGAGAAGCCAUACAAAUGUUUGCUCUGCAGCAAAAGCUUUUGCGACCGAUCAACUUAUAUUCGGCAUCAGAAAAAUCACACGGGGGAGAAGACAUUUAAGUGCUCUGAGUGUGGUGAAUGUUUCAGUCGGAACAAGCACCUUGUUAGGCACCGGAGCAUUCAUACAGCAAGGGAACUCUACACAUGCUCUGACUGUGGGGAAAGCUUUUGCCGCAGAUCAGGCCUUAAGAUGCACCAGAAAAUCCACACUGGGGAAAAACCGUAUGAAUGCCCAGACUGUGGGAAAAAGUUCAACCGCAGCACAAACCUUAUUAGCCAUCAGAGAAUCCACACUGGAGAGAGACCCUAUGGCUGCCCUGACUGUGGGAAGAGGUUCAAUCGUAGGACACAUCUUGUUAGCCAUCAGAGAAUCCAUGGGCAGAGGAAAGAAACUACAGAGAUCCUCGGAGUAGAAGAAGAGCUGCCAUCGGCUGAAUUCAAACCAGGAUAUGUGCCCCCAUCUUUUAUCAUCACAACAACCCUCCUGCAGCUGGGGGGAGCAUGUACAGGUGGGGGCCAGUGUAACAAAACCGAUGCCCUUGCCCGCCGGAACAUCAGGUAUAAAGGGAUUUCGAUGCCCCUGAAAGUGGGGCUAGAAAUGGAAGCGCAACCCAUGUAUGCCGAGAAAUUGGACUUUAAAGGAAAGAAUCCGCAAGCUGGGCUGGACGGAGAGCUGCUGGCUGGGACGGACUCGCACCAGAUCAAGCAGGAGCCGGAGGACGGGCCGCAGCAGCAGCAGGUGCCACGCUGGGGUGCCCAGUGGCAGGACUUCCUGAUGGCCAUGCAGCCUCCUCGUUCAGGGUGGGGGAAUUCACAGCUGCCCAGUCCACUCCUGUCAGGGGAGGGGGUCAGCUCACCCCAGGCCCCUUUCAAGGGAGCCGCUGACGCCUGCCAGUGGCCUGCAAGAGAGGGAGAGACCUGGAUGCCGCCUGACCUCAGCGAGGAUGGCGAAGACCCAAUUUCCUCGGUAAAAGUGAAGGAAGAGAUGCUGGGAGAGGAAGACCCUGCUAGCUUGGAAAUGGACCGGCAGCAUUUCAGGCAGUUCUGCUAUGCAGAGGCCGAGGGACCCCGGGAGGUAUUUCUCCACCUUCAGGAGCUUUGCUAUCAGUGGCUGAAGCCGGAGAGGCGAACCAAGGAGCAGAUCCUGGAGCUGGUGAUCCUGGAGCAGUUCCUGACGAUCUUGCCUGAGGAAAUGCAGAGCUGGGUCAAGGAAUGCGAGCCGGAGACCUGUGUGCAGGCAGUGGCCCUGGCGGAGGAUUUCUUGUUGCGGCUGCAAGACACUGAGGGCCUGCAAGAGAAGGUUUCAUGGCCUAUAGAAGACAUGGCUGCUCAUUCCCCAAAGUCGGAGCAGGAUCCAUCAGAAACUGUGAAUGUCUCGCUCUCAGCAGAUGCUGAGGAAGAGAGUGAAGGGGAGGUCACCUUUCUGGCAGGCAAUGACCAAGCAUAUGAGAACGGGGAGGAGACGUUCCCAUUUGAAAGACAUCCGCAAGUAGGCAUGAGUGGACUGUCCUUGGCCAGACUUAAUGGGACAUUUUUCCAAGUUUGUGGGUUGGGAGAGAGGCUUCCCAAUGAGCAGAGCCAAGGAGACCAGGGAGAGAGCCGGACAGAAUUUGAGGGUUUCCUUCACGCCGAAAGCUUGCGAGGAUGCAGCCUUGCCGAGGGAAGUCACAAAGCAAAGAGGAAAAAGACCGGCCCCAGCUGGGGAACCGUCCUGCGUCGGAGCUUCGACUUCCCGCGGAACCAGAAGGCCCAGAAACUUUACACCUGCACCUAUUGCGGGAAGGUCUCCAACAACAGUGCUCACAUGAUCAUCCACGAGAGGACACACACGGGGGAGAAGCCGUACAAGUGCUCGGAGUGCGGCAAGUGUUUCAGCACGAACUGCAACCUGAUGAAGCACAUGCGCGUCCACACGGGCGAGAAGCCAUACAAAUGCUCCAGCUGCGGCCGGAGCUUCAGCGACAAAGCCUCACUCAUCGUGCACGAGAGGACCCACACAGGGGAGAAACCCUAUGAGUGCCCCAUGUGUGGGAAGAGCUUCACCUCCAGCUCCAACCUCAUCACCCACAAGCGGGUGCACACGGGGGAGAAGCCGUACAAGUGCUCCGAGUGCGGCCAGAGUUUUGUUCACAGGCCGCAGCUUGUCAUUCACAUCCGGACCCACACGGGGGAGAAGCCCUACGAGUGCCUGGAGUGCGGCAAGAGCUUCAAUCAGAAAGCGGACCUCAUAAUACACGGGAGGACCCACACCGGGGAGAAGCCGUACGAAUGCGCCGAGUGCGGGAAGAGCUUCAUUUCCAGCUCCUACCUUCGCAAACAUGAGAGGCUGCACACAGGGAAGAAGGCACAGCUGGGAGAAGAAACCCACAAGUGCAACUACUGCAAGAAGAGCUUCAUCAGCCGGUCCAAACUUCUCAUCCACGAGCGGACGCACACGGGGGAGAAGCCCUUCGAGUGCACCGAGUGCGGGAAGGGCUUCAGCACGAGCUCCAACCUGGUCAACCACAAGCGGGUGCACACGGGGGAGAAGCCGUACCAGUGCUCCGAUUGCGGGCAGAAGUUCAGCACAAACUCUAACCUGGUCAAUCACAAAAGGGUGCACACGGGGGAGAAGCCGUACGAAUGCUCAGACUGUGGGCAGAGUUUUGGUCACAAAGCGUCCCUUCGGAGACACAAGAGAAUCCACUCUAGAGAUGCAACCCCUUGA
This is a messenger RNA of Varanus komodoensis (Komodo dragon), 4695 nucleotides long. RefSeq lists its product as uncharacterized. Gene Ontology annotation, biological process: regulation of transcription by RNA polymerase II. Bases 373 to 4695 code for a protein of 1440 amino acids. Gene Ontology annotation, molecular function: DNA-binding transcription factor activity, RNA polymerase II-specific; RNA polymerase II cis-regulatory region sequence-specific DNA binding. NCBI's taxonomy places the organism in Eukaryota, Metazoa, Chordata, Lepidosauria, Squamata, Varanidae. The record is from RefSeq and is a predicted model, not a curated record. The transcript is spliced from 8 exons.